Messenger RNA from Python bivittatus (Burmese python), 1148 nucleotides. RefSeq names its product CD200 molecule (gene CD200). The record is from RefSeq and is a predicted model, not a curated record. Gene Ontology annotation, biological process: heterotypic cell-cell adhesion; negative regulation of neuroinflammatory response. Gene Ontology annotation, molecular function: cell-cell adhesion mediator activity. NCBI's taxonomy places the organism in Eukaryota, Metazoa, Chordata, Lepidosauria, Squamata, Pythonidae. Gene Ontology annotation, cellular component: cell surface; axon; neuronal cell body.
UUGAAAUGAUAUAAAGCCUGUCUUCACUUCUGUUAUAUCAGCCCAGAAAUCUUUGGAUGACACAAUUCAUUGCUGAGUUGAAAUGAUCUCCACGUUCCUUGUCACCUGUGUCCUUUGGACUCAAUACUCUCUAGGUGACACAGAAGUGAUUCACAAGCCUGUUCAAACUAUCAGAACUGGAAAAAAUGUGACUUUGUUCUGUCAGUUGGCCAAACAACAUGACAUUGUUCAGGUCACCUGGCAAAAGAACCAGACCAACAUAGCAACUUACAGCAAGGCUUAUGGAGCUAAAGUGCUGAGCAACCAGAGCAAUAUCCAUCUUUCCCAGAAUGAUCUGACUUUUUCUGCCAUCACUUUCCAUGCGGUGACAUUCAAGGAUGAAGGCUGUUACAACUGCAUCUUCACUACAUUUCCCUUAGGACCUAUUUCAGGCAAGACAUGCCUCAAAGUCUAUGCUCUAACAGAACCUGAAAUGAAUGUGAGGCAUGUUACUAAUCCAGAUAAUACAGAAGAACUGAUUGAAAUAAGCUGCUCAGUAACAGGGAGACCAGCUCCAGUAAUCACCUGGAAGGUCAAGAAACCUCUUCAGAUCAAGCCAAAGACAUAUGUAAUCCAGCACUCAAACAAGACAGUAACUAUCAUCAGUAGUUUUACUCAAGUUUUGUCUGAGACUCUCUCAGAAAACUCAGUAAUCUGUGUUAUUCAGCAUCCAACUUUAAACACUUCGCAAGAGUUGGCUUUACCUGAGAUUGUGCGUGAACAAGCCCAAAACCAAUAUCAAAGAAUUGUCAUUGCAGUUAUCUAUAUACUGACUUCCAUAUUUCUCCUGGGGCUCUUUAUUGUUUCCAUAUACUGGUGCAGGAGACUAGCACUGGUAGCAAAAAAGGAAGAUCUUCCAUGCUGGGUUGUUCCAUUGUGUUCUGGAAGGACAUUAUGUGGAAAAAACUGCUACAGAAAGAAAAAGGCCUCAGUGAAAUCGCUUGCUGAAGGAAACUUUCUGGACACAUGAAACAUCUCUAUAUAAAACUUUCUCAUAUGACAAUACUUUCCCUACAAAGACUCCUUAUUCUGGAUUUUUUAAAAACUAGGUAUUGCCUGUGUGUUUACAAAUAAUAUUUACCUGCCAUAUUCUAUGCAAGGUAUAUUGA